ACCGACACAUCCUGAUACAUUUCCAUUAACGUACCUGUCAAAAUUUGCCCGAACAUUUUUACUGCCAGUUUACACUUUGUACUACGGUGAAACAUGGACGCUACAUCCAAGCGCUUCCAGUGAGGCUUGUUGGGAUAAGUCAGUGUUUCUCUGGUCUGUAUUACAUCAAUAUUCAUAAUGAUAACUCCUGCGUUUGACCUGAGCCAAGAUCCCGAGUACCUGAUCCUCAGCAUCCGUGUACCCUACACCAGAACAUCAGAGUUUGACCUCUUCAUUGAUGGAACAGAUUUCAAGUUCUAUGCUAAGCCCUAUUUUCUCAGGUUAUCUCUUCCUGGAAGAAUAGUGGAGGAUGGGAGAGAAAAGGCCAAAUUUGACAUUGAUAAAGGUCUCUUCACUCUUCGGGUCCCUAAGGAAACAGCCGGAGAGCACUUUAAAGAACUACAGAUGCUGACAAGUCUCCUCGCCCCAAAAGGCUCCCGCUCUGCAAAACCACUGGUAGAGGACGUAAGCACAGGAUACAGUGAAAGCAUGGGAGAGGAUGAAGAUGAAGAUGAGGAAGAAUUUGACUGGCAGGUUGAGCAGGAAGUGUACAAGGAGAGCUCUGAGGAGGAGCUGAGAGCCUUGCAGAAAUAUGGUUUUGGCAAUCAGAGGUCUGGAGUGUUUGCAAGAUUACAGGAGGAACUGAGCGAUGUGACUGAUGUCAAGAACCCAGAAGGAACUACAGCAGCAGAGAGGAGGCAGGCACGGUUGAACGCAGAGGCAUCUGCUUUUUCUCCUGACCACUAUCUGGCUGAUUUGUUUGAGGAUGAUGAGAUAAAGGGCCUGCUGAAGCUCAGGCCAUGGUGGGCAAAGCUGAGUCCUUCUACAGAGCAGGAAGGAGAAGCUCCUGUGUCAUUCACCGACGAUGAGAAGGAGCAGCUGAGAAAAUUCACCAACCGCUCCUACCUGCUGGACAAGACGUCCCGUUACCAAGUGUGGCUCAGCCUUGUGGACAUCCUGCUGGCUUAUUCCUAUGAAGUGCGCUCUACAGAGGGAGAGCACAAUGUAGAGUCACCGUGGACUAUCAGAAAACUCAGCGGGACUCUCUGCUGGCUGGAGACGUACAGCUCCUUACAAGACGUCCUGGUGUCAUUUGGACGGAGGGUUUUGUGCUACCCACUCUACAGACACUUUGCCAUGGUCUCUGUGGCUGUUCGUGACACAAUUAAGAUUUUGCAGUCAGGGAAAGCCUGUGUCCUCAAAUGCCUGCUGGAUAUUCACAGAGUCUUCAGAGAGAACGACCCGGCCUACAUAUUGAACGAUCUGUACAUCACAGACUACUGCAUCUGGAUCCAGAGGGUCAAGUCCAAGAAGAUGACAGCCUUGGCUGCGACGUUGCACGAAGCCUCCUUGCGGAAAAAAGACUUGGAGCUGGAUCUCGAGGAGCUAGAGGAGGCAGCGUCAAUGGUGGCGGAUGAAGAAGAGCAGGGAGCCUCCAGGAGCACUCCGAUAUCCCACGGUGACAGCAGCAGCGCUUCCAGUGACAGCAGCAGCAGCAGCGACUCGUCUGAUGAGAGCGAGGAAUCUGAGGCUGAAGGGCAAGGCUGCACUGCAUCCAACGAGGGAGGAGGAGGAGGAGGAGAGAUGUCUAAGGACAACCCUCUACAGCCCCAACCCCCCUCCACUGCCUCUCCCAUCCCCCAGGAGCCCACGAGCACACUCCUUUCAGCAGAGAGGAAAGUGGACUCCCUCCCCUCAGCCUCAGGAGGCUCCAGACAGCUGAUCCAGGAACUGGGGGAACGGGUGGCGGAGGAGCUGAAAAUCUCUCAAGACUCCAGCUACAAAGCAGAGAGAAACUGUUCACAGCUGAGCAGCACUGCAGCAAAAACUGAAGUAACAUCUCGGAGGAGCAGCAGUGGGACUUUCUUAGAGCCGAGUCCUCGCAGAAACCCUCUGCUCAUCGUCGAAACACAGGAAGAUCUUGAUGAGAAUGACUUCAUCUGCUGAUAGAAAUUGUUGUGGAACCUGAAAGCCACUUGAUGAAUUUUGAACUGUUAACUCUGUGUAAGUGAUUUGAGAAAAUGUGUUUUUAAUGAUUUCAUUUCUAUUUUUGGAAUCUUUUUUUAUUGCUGCUUCUUGUCUUUGUGAUACCAAGUUUUGAUUUGUAGUGCUUUAACCCUCUUCUAAAGGACCUUAUUUUCCAUAAAGAAUUAUAUUUUCUUAAUUUAUGAACUUGCUAAGCCUCAUUGAAAUCCUUAUUUCAUAUUUCUAUGGUUGUUUAAUGAGCAUGUGUAUGCGUGUAGUUUUUCUCAUUUUAUUAGCUGAUUAGAGGCAUCCCAGCCUUCUUCUGCCUUGCCUCAUGUGUUCUGUAUCUGACUUUCUUGCUACUGCUGCUCUAUAUCCAAGCUGCCUACAUGCUAUACAAAUAUUUCUACCCUCUGAACAUACUGUGUUUAAAUUUAUAUCAAUUAUUUCUGCUCCUUUUUAAUUACUGAAAGUAAUUUAACAGCAUUUGUGUACUAGAUUUAGUUCACUGACAUCUGCUAAUAGUGUACAACUUCUCUGCUACCCUUGUAUAUUUCCAUACCCAUAUUGAAAAAUUCAGUCUGUAUAUCCAUGUUGGGCUCAAAUAAAAAGAAAAAAAAACACGAAUGUCA
This is a messenger RNA of Siniperca chuatsi (mandarin fish), 2636 nucleotides long. It is a transcript of the gene shq1, whose product is annotated as SHQ1, H/ACA ribonucleoprotein assembly factor. Gene Ontology annotation, cellular component: cytoplasm; nucleoplasm. The transcript is spliced from 12 exons. The coding region runs from base 178 to 1986 and encodes 602 amino acids. The record is from RefSeq and is a predicted model, not a curated record. Gene Ontology annotation, biological process: box H/ACA snoRNP assembly. Lineage: Eukaryota; Metazoa; Chordata; Actinopteri; Centrarchiformes; Sinipercidae.